This is a messenger RNA of Chelmon rostratus (copperband butterflyfish), 2102 nucleotides long. RefSeq lists its product as uncharacterized. The transcript has 2 exons. The record is from RefSeq and is a predicted model, not a curated record. NCBI's taxonomy places the organism in Eukaryota, Metazoa, Chordata, Actinopteri, Chaetodontiformes, Chaetodontidae. The coding region runs from base 141 to 956 and encodes 271 amino acids.
CCAGCCUCAAACUGACGCAUUCACAUAUCAGCUCUUCAGCAGCAACUUGAGGCUCAGGUAUAUAUACCUGCACCCGCCACACACACACUUCCACACAUGAACACCAGCAACAUGCUUCCUGAGAUAGUCCUCCAGCAGUGAUGCCUGCCUUCAGAGCCCCAGCCCCCCUCCUCUGUGUGCUGCUCUGUGUGUCGGUGGCUCUGCAGCGCUCUGACCUGCGCCUGGCUUACGUGACCCACAACAGCUUUUUCUACUACUCCUGCAGCCAGGACCCACAACCCUGCAGCAUCUCGUCGCUUGCAGACUGCAGAUGCAAGGACAUCCAGCUCUCCACGCUGCACCGCCCCCAGUCGCACUCGUCUCCCGUCUUCCGGAUGAGACGUUUAACUGUUUGGUUCACGUCGCCGCUAAACACGGCGCGUCUGCUUAACAACUCGGAGGUGAGGCACCUCACCCUGAUCCACUGUGGCCCCGGAGGAUCCAGAGGGACACCUUCUUCUUCCCUGGAGGGGCAUUUUGCUGUGCAGCACUUGGAGAGGCUGACGAUGGUGAACCUGCAGCAGAGGCCGGUUCCUCACUGUUCAGAAGCAAACAGAGCCAAGAACACAGACUCAAAUACUGACCCGGACAGAGAUAACGGCGCUCACCUCGACACAAAUAGGUACAACAGGGAUAAAGACACAAACCUGGACCUGAUUGCAGACAUGAAGAGAGAUUCCUUGGAUUUGUCCUCACCCCACAUCCAAGACAUCUUACUGGGCAGGGAGCUGGGAGCAGCGUAUCACGAACAGGCCAGACUGGGAAUCAUCCACAGCUCUGUGCUGGACUGGGGAGCGGUGGUCAAAGCCUACACAGUCCAGACACACAUAGACAAUGACGGCGUGCUGCCCUUCCCUGACCUCCACCUGCCAAAAUUACCCGAGACAUCCGUCAUAUAUGUCAGCUUUGUGUACUGAUAUCAAGUCACUUUUUGAGGAGGGCACAGGAGGGAGAUCAUCCAGUUCAGGACCUGAAAACUGUCACUUUUUUGCUCCCUAGGGUCCUAAAUCUUACACAAAAUUUAGAAAUUCUAAGUUUGUUUGUUUUUUUGUGGUUGAUUUAGAUUUUGUUUAAACAAUAUUAUCUGAGAAAUGGAAGAUAAAGUGGUUAGAGAUUAUGUUGCAUUUAAAUUUUGGGCAAAAACAGUUCAGAAAUCAUGUUAAACUUCAGUAAUAUUCUUAUAUUAUAAAAAAAAAAAGAAUGAAAAAAACUGAGGGGAAAUUUAAUCUUUUGGGAGAUUUUCUAUUUGUCUUUGUCUCCACAGUAAAAGCACAUUCUGGCAUAAAUAUGCAAACACACACAAAGCAAAAUUAGAUUUUCUUGUCCAACAGCUUCAGUUGUAAUUUUCCCAAGUGGCCAAAAACAGCUGUUUAUCAGCAUGUUAAAACAAAGUAUGUCAACUAAUAUGAGACCCUCUGAGGGACCAGAGCAGCCGGCCAAACCCCUCUAUCUGAACCGUCCAAUUGUUUCCAAAUGCUGUUGAUCUUAAAUUGAUGGUGUUGUCCUCCAAAUGGAAUGAAAGUGGUGGGUUAUUCCCCUGUUUUUUCUCUCCACCAUAAAGAUAGAAAACGUGAGCUUCCACCAUGAAGUCUGUCCCACACAAUAUCUCAUCCACUUGCUGAAUUCACACCAAACACAACUCUGACUUUCUAGAUUCAUAUGACUGUUUUUCCCACUUUUCAUAUCGCCACACGUGUCAGACAUCGUGAAAAGAUGCAGCGUCUCAUGUGUUUGAUAAUCAGAGACGUGUCGAAGUUAGUUAAAUUAUAACUCGAGAAUUUGUGUUUAGUUUAGUCAACAUACAUUUUAAGUAAAAUAUGUCGUGUAACAUUUUCAUUAAACCACAAGAUGGCAGCAGAUUCAUUUAAGUCAAAGAGAAGCGAAGUGAAGCAGGACUGAGCAGCCUGACAGCAUUUUUAUUUAUCUACAACUCUUAAAGAAAGUGAUCCAACAAAUGUGUCCUGAUGCAUCUCAGCACUUUAAAAGCUUGGGAGGAAAGUUGUCGUUCGGGUUGUUGAGAGUUAAUAAAGUAUGGCCUGCUAUUUAUUUUUGUUUAAAAAAAA